GCCUGAAAUGCAGGAAACCUAGGUUCUAUUCCUGGGUUGGGAAGAUAACCUGGAGAAGGAAAUGACAACCCACUCCAGUACUGUUGUCUGGAGAACCCCAUGGACAGAGGUGCCUGGCAGGCUACAGUCCAAGGGGUCGCAAGAGUCAGACACGACUUAGUGACUAAACCACCAGCACAAGGAAAUUACUAUUUGAAUAAAUUCUCAGUGAUACUCACUUCUGAUUAAGUUUGUUUAGGGGCCAGACUGAAAGUAAAUGGUGGACUGCCUUUCUGUCAAUAACUGUUAACUACAGCAAAAUCUUUACUGAGAGUUAAGAAAAGUACAUUUUAGGAUUAAAAGCAAUUUUUCUUUUAAAAAGUUAAAUUUUACAAUGUGGGAAAACAUUGCUUUAAAAUAUUUAUAUUGAACAGGUAUCUUUUAUGCAUAAGGCAAGGUUCUGCUGACCUUAAAGAGGUGCUAACUUGGGAAAGACUAGAGAUUUCUUCAAGAAAAUUGGAGAUAUCAAGAGAACAUCUCAUGCAAGGAUGGACAUGAUUAAGGACAGAUAUGGUGAGGACCUAAGGGAAGCGGAAGAGAUUAAGAAGAGGGGGUUAGAAUGCACAGAACUAUACAAAAAAGGUCUUAAUAACCCAGAUAAUCACAGUGGUAUGGUCACUCACCUGGAGCUGGACAUCCUGGAGUGUGAAGUCAAGUGGACCUUAGGAAGCAUCACUGUGAAUAAAGCUAGUGGAGGUGACAGAAUUCCAGCUGAGCUAUUUCACAUCCUAAAAGAUGAUGCUGUUAAAGUGCUACACUCAAUGUGUCAGCAAAUUUGGAAAAUUCAGCAGUGGCCACAGGACUGGAAAAGGUCACUUUCCAUUCUAAUCACUAAGAAGGUCAGUGCUAAAGAAUGUUCAUAUUACCAUACAACUGUGCUCAUUUUGUAUGCUAGCAAGGUUAUGCUCAAAAUCCUUCUAGGUAGGCUUCAGCAGUACAUGAACUGAAAACUUCCAGAGGUACUAGCUGUGUUCAGAAAAAUCGGAGGAACAAGAGAUCAAAUUGACAACUUUGGUUGGAUCAUGGAAAAAGCAAGGAAGUUCCAGUAAAACAUCUACUUCUGCUUCAUUGACUAUGUUAAAGCUUUUGAAUUGUGGAUCACAACAAACUGGAAAAUUCUAAGAGACAGGAGUCCUGGACCACUUACCAGACCAGGAGAGUGGAUGGCUCACUGGAAUGCUGUCUUUGACCUGGCCUGGGUCCCUGGUGAAUUUAAGCUUGUUACAGCAGCAGGUGAUCAGACAGCCAAAUUUUGGGAUGUAAAUGCUGGCGAGCUGAUUGGAACUUGCAAAGGUCAUCAGUGUAGCCUCAAGUCAGUUGCCUUUUCUAAGUUUGAGAAAGCUGUCUUCUGUACAGGCGGUAGAGAUGGCAACAUUAUGGUCUGGGAUACCAGGUGCAACAAAAAAGAUGGAUUUUACAGGCAAGUGAACCAAAUCAGUGGAGCUCAUAAUACCUUAGACAAGCAAACCCCUUCAAAACCUAAGAAGAAACAGAAUUCCAAAGGGCUUGCUCCUUCUGUGGAUUUCCAGCAGAGUGUUACUGUGGUCCUCUUUCAAGAUGAGAACACAUUAGUCUCAGCAGGAGCCGUGGAUGGCAUAAUCAAAAUAUGGGAUUUACGUAAGAAUUAUACUGCUUAUCGACAGGAACCCAUAGCAUCCAAGUCUUUCCUGUACCCAGGUAGCAGCACUCGAAAACUAGGAUACUCAAGUCUGAUUUUGGAUUCUACUGGCUCCACUUUAUUUGCUAACUGCACAGAUGACAACAUCUACAUGUUCAAUAUGACUGGAUUAAAGACUUCUCCAGUGGCUGUCUUCAAUGGACAUCAGAACUCUACCUUUUAUGUUAAAUCCAGUAUUAGUCCAGAUGACCAGUUUUUAGUCAGUGGCUCAAGUGAUGAAGCUGCCUACAUCUGGAAGGUCUCCAUGCCCUGGCAUCCUCCUACUGUGCUCCUGGGUCAUUCUCAAGAGGUCACAUCUGUAUGCUGGUGUCCAUCAGACUUCACAAAGAUUGCUACUUGCUCUGAUGACAAUACACUGAAAGUCUGGCGCUUGAAUAGAGAUUUAGAGGAGAAAUCAGGAGGAGAUAAACUCUCCAUAGUGGGAUGGGCCUCUCAGAAGAAGAGAGAGGUGAAAGCCGACCUUGUGACAGUGCCCAGCAGCCAGAACACUCCGGCCAAAGCACCCAGAGUAAAGAGCAGUCCAUGCACCUCCUCCCCGUCAUCAGCAGCCUGUGCUCCGAGCUGCGCCGGGGACCUGCCCCUCCCUUCAAAUACUCCCACCUUCUCUCUUAAGACCCCUCCUGCCAAGGCCCGGUCUCCCAUCAGCAGAAGAGGCUCCAUGUCCUCUGUCUCUCCCAAGCCACCCUCAUCUUUCAAGAUGUCCAUUAGAAACUGGAUGACCCGAACGGCUUCCUUAUCACCACCCAUCACUCCGCCUGCUUCCGAAACCAAGAUCGCGUCUCCCAGAAAAGCCCUCAUACCUGUGAGCCUGAAAUCAUCCCAGGCAGUGGCUUGCUCUGAGUCUAGAAAUAGAGUAAAAAGGAGGCUAGACUCCAGUUGUCUGGAGAAUGUGAAACAAAAGUGUGUAAAGAGUUGCAGCUGUGUGACUGAACUUGAUGAUCCCGUUGAAAAGCUUCAUUUGGAUCUGUGCUGCCUUGCUGGUACCCAGGAAGACCUUGGUAAGGACUCGCUAGGUCCUACCAAACCGAGCAAGAUCGAAGGAGCUAGUAUGAGUGUCUCUGAGCCUCCUUCUCCUGCCAGUCCUUAUGCUUCAGAAGGCUGUGGAACGCUACCUCUUCCUUUGGGAUCUUGUGGAGAAGGCUCUGAAGUGGUAGGCAAAGAGAAUAGCUCCCCAGAGAAUAAAAACUGGUUAUUGGCCAUGGCAGCCAAACGGAAGGCGGAGAAUUCAUCUCCACGAAGUCCAUCGUCCCAGACCCCCAAUCCCAGGAGACAGAGUGGAAAGACUUCUCCAGGCCCGGUCACCAUUACUCCCAGCUCCAUGCGGAAAAUCUGUACAUAUUUCCAUAGGAAGUCCCAAGAUGACUUCUGUAGUCCAGAACAGUCAACAGAAUUAUAGAUUCUCAUCUGAGUGAGUUAACUGAAGCUUGACUCAUUAAAACAGGAUAAAAAAUUCAAGAGUGACUCUGUAACUCUGGUUUUAAGAAAGCUACCAUUUUUUCAUUUUUAGUGAAAAUCGUUUCGACUCCGAAGUUUACCUAGUCUGGUUCUACUACCGUAGUGUAUGUGCAGCUUCCUCAGAGUGAACACUUUGUUUAAAUUUCAUAAAGUAAGUUUGCCACUCUGUAACAUUUUGAAUGAGUAGUCUUUUAAAUUAUGCAUCUUCUGUACAAUAAUGACAUCCCAGUUUGUAGAGGCAAAAAAAAAAAAAACAAGUCUUGUCUCUUCCUGCUCUGAGACCUUCUGUACACAGCUGAAAGCCUCUGCUGGCCGCAGCAGGAGGCCUGUCUGUGAAGGUCCACUGCUGAAGGGGACCCUGGGUCUCUGCUGCCUCUAACACAUUAAUACAGUUUCAUAUAAAAUAUAUAACCUUUUCACUACGUUUUUGUGGAUUUUUAAAGUAUGUGGUUAAAUAUGAUUUUUAGAUAAGUACAUUUAUAUUGAUUCCGUGUUAAAUACAAUCUCUUAAGUUAAAAUUGUCUUUAUUUUAAAAACAGCGAUAAAUGUCAGCUUGUUGGCGAAACUAGAACACUAGCAAUGUUUGUCUUUUCUCCCCCCAGAUAUAUAUCCCGUAUAUGAUCUGAGGUUCUCACAUUUUUACUAAGCAAUCUACUGCGUUUCCAACCCAACUUCACGUUAUGUUUUUUGACAUUUCCUGGAGGAAGAUGUUUAUAAAAUCAGUAGUCAUAUACUGAAGCUGGGGUUUGAAUUUAGUCUUCGGUUUUUUAGGGGCUGCUACUUUUUUUUUAAAAAAAGCUUAUCAAAUUUUAAGAAAAAGUAUUGGAUUUCUUAUUGAUAUUUUUUUUAAAGUGUAGAUAGUUCCUAUACUGAAAAUCCAGGACCUAAAAAUUAAAUCUUCGCUUUAACUUGAUCUUUUGGAUUCUCUUCAUAUACUAAAAAGCAGUGAUUGUCUAGUAGAGCCCUGAGCCAAAAAGUCGUGGAAUUUUCUCUAGAUAUUUAACAUAGAGAGUAUGUAGACGACUCUCAGUUAAUAAUGUGCAAAAUAUCUUGACUAUCUCUUACCUUAACAGUUAUGUAUCAGUAAGCUUGAAAUGAACCAUUGUUUUCUAUUUUAGCUCUUUGUAACCUCAUAGAAACAAACUCCAUGUAUUUUCUAUGUACUAUGUCCUUAAAGGGAGUCCCCUUCCACUCAUGAAACUUGAUUCAUUUUAUCCAUUUCUCUAACAACUGUGUAGACUUUAUUCAUAUUUUCUCAUUUUAAAAUGUAUUCUUAAUUAUAACUCUAUAAUUCCUUUGAUUCUUGUAAAUUAAGCUAUAACUGCGAAAACUACAUAGGUCAAUUAAGCAUGGGUUCUCUUGGUUUUAUCCAAGGAGAAAGGUAAAUAAAAGGCCACAGAAAUGCUGUUUCUGAAACAAAGUAUGGCAUGGCAUUAACUGGAUAUUUAAGAACUCUAGUUAUAUUUGAUGUUUGGUUUUUGAGUGUUCGACUAUGGGAAGGUGUUAUUUAUGACCAAUACCUGCCAAUAAUGCUGUCUAUCUCUCUUGAUUUGAAAGCCUGUAACCCAUGAAGAAGAGAACUAAAGUAGAUGAUUUUCUUCUUUGUGUCUCUGCUCAUCUCCUGACAGCUCUACUGAGUGAAAUGGGGAUAAAUAUGGCUGUCAGAAACUGCUGAGAGUCUAGUGGGUGUAACAUUCCCACUUGGAAAACUAGUACUUCAAAUAGGUGCUGAUGGUCAAUGAGCUAAGGUAAUGAGCUAAUAAUUAUCCCUACUUGUGUCCCUGUCAGACUUUGAGUUGCUUCUGAAUAAAAAGCGUUUUACCUGA
This is a messenger RNA of Dama dama (fallow deer), 4998 nucleotides long. RefSeq names its product denticleless E3 ubiquitin protein ligase homolog (gene DTL). The coding region runs from base 1203 to 3113 and encodes 636 amino acids. Lineage: Eukaryota; Metazoa; Chordata; Mammalia; Artiodactyla; Cervidae. Gene Ontology annotation, cellular component: nucleus. Gene Ontology annotation, biological process: mitotic G2 DNA damage checkpoint signaling; proteasome-mediated ubiquitin-dependent protein catabolic process. Gene Ontology annotation, molecular function: protein-macromolecule adaptor activity; protein binding. The record is from RefSeq and is a predicted model, not a curated record. The transcript has 13 exons.